GCCUUUGUUCAUUCUACGUCUCAGCAAACAGAGAUGAAUAUGUGGGAAACUCUGCCGGCUGCAGUGUGAAGCAGGGACAGCUGAAGAAUGGAGUGUAUAGCUGACUAUGCAAAACUACUGGCUGGGGUGGAAAAACUAGACUUCACCGGCCAACAGAACCCUUGUGAUCUCGCCCUAGCAGGAGACGAUGCAUUUCCUAUAGCCAUGAAUGACAAAGGCCAGGUCUUGAUAGCCGCUUCCAAGUAUGGCAAAGGCCGCAUGGUGGUCCUGGGCCACGAAUCUUAUUUGGUUGACCACAAGCUCUCCUGGUUUGUCAUUAAUGCUAUCAAGUGGCUCAAGCCAACACCCGAUGCUGUUAUUGGAAUCCAAGCAGACCUCGCCUUCAUAGCCAACAAUCUGAUUUACACAGGAGACAAGGUGCAGUUAAGCGACUGCUUCUCUGAUAGCAUGGGGGUGUACUGCACCAGCGCCUAUGAUGAGGAGCAUGCCGACAGGCUCAUCGCGUUUGUCAAGCAGGGAGGUGGCUUGUUGAUAGCCGGCGAGGCCUGCCAAUGGUCCGGCGAUAACUGCGGCCAGCAUCCUUUCACCAGUUUCCCCGGCAACAAGAUCACUAGCGUGGCCGGUAUUUAUUUCACUUCUAAUACCGCUGAAUGUGGACUCUGUCCAGUGGACAGAAAGAUACCUAUAAGCUGGCUGUCGGUCGUACAAGGGAUGGACUUCAAAGAAGAUCUAGAGUUCCUACUGAAUGGGGUGACUCAGUUUGAGUUAAAUGGCAGUGGAACCCCCUCUUCUGUGCUGGUCCACGGGCCGAUGGCUUUCCCCAUUGCCCUGGAUGAGCACAACCAGGCCUUCAUAGCGGGGGCUCGUUACGGGAGGGGCCGGGUCAUUGUGAUGACGCACGAGGGCUUGAUGUCUCACGCUCCGCUGAAGCCUUUCCUCUUCAACGCCAUGCGGUGGCUCGAUGGGGGCCGCAGGGGCCAAAUCGGCUUUCACCCCCAAAUCCAGUCAGGCCCAGCUCUGUACAGCCAGGAUGGCUUCACCUGCGAGCUGACUGAUUUCAAAGAAGGCCUGAGCGUCUACUGCUGCACCUCCUACAGCAGCCAACAUGCAUCGGAAAUCCACGAGUUUGUGGCAGAGGGAGGGGGUCUGCUCAUCGGUGGUCACGCCUGGAAUUGGUCGUACCAACACAUAGAUCAAAAUGUGCUGGUCGAUUACCCAGGCAACCAGAUCCUCAACAGAUUUGGGUUAGGCAUCCUCUCCUCAACCCUUGAGGGUCGUACUUACAAAGCCCCAGAAUCCAUCGAGCACGCCAUGAAGGCCUACCAUUUUAGGACAAUGCUGUCCAAGUUUGCCGAACAUGUCCUGGAAGAGAAGGAGUUGGCGGAACAUGAGUCGUCUUACUUGAAGAAGCUGGGUCAGGACUGCUCCUCGUUCCUGAGAAUGAAGGCAGAGCACAGCCCUUCGUACGAUUCCAUUCGCCAGCUUCUAACCCAGCUGCUGAAAACGUCGGGGGUCCCUCAGGUGUGCGAUGAGUGUCCAGUGAAAGACUUCAAGGACAAUGUUCUGCUCAACCUGGGCAUGGAGCUCUACAACGUGACCCCUGAUCCAGAUGCCAUUCUUCCUUAUAUUAUCAAAGACAUGCCCAACCUGCCGACUGUGUCUGGCGUACAAGUUCGAGUUGAUGCAACAAAUGAAGCUGAUGAACUUUGGAGAAGUACAGGCCUUUUUCUUCCUCCCGGGAAGCCCACACACAUUUACGUUCCCUCAAAACUGGUUGGAUGCAACUUCAGGGUGCAGAUUGGUUGCCAGUGUGAUAAUCUGAAUAACGCAGACGUGCUGAAGCGUGCUCCCGUGGUCACACAGAGGUUCGGGAUCGACCAGGAGAAGAUUAAGGUUUCCAACUUGUGGGGGGGUCUGAUCUACAUCAUAGUGCCCAAGGGAGCCAAGCUCGGUCCAGUGGAUAUAACUGUGGAAGAGGCGGUCAUGGCUCCCUAUUACAAAGGAGGAGAGACCAGUACCUCGGAUUGGCUGCAGACUGUCCGCCACUACCCUGCUCCGUGGGCUGAGUUGGAAUUUGAUAACAUCAUCAUCUCCAUCCCAUCUGAGGAAGUGCGCAGUCUAGACAACCCUGACACUCUCGCAACACUGUGGGACAAGAUCAUGAAAGGCAUUGCUGAGCUGGCUGGCAUUCCUCACAGAUUCCCGAGGAAAGAACGCUAUGUGGCUGAUGUUCAGAUCUCUCAUGGAUGGAUGCAUGCUGGAUACCCCGUUAUGAUGCACCUGUGCUCGGGAAAGGAGAUUCUUGACGUUGAUAUCAUAACAAAGAACGGAAUAUGGGGCGCCAUUCAUGAGCUUGGCCACAACCAACAGAGAGGGUGCUGGGAGUUUCCUCCACACACCACAGAGGCCACCUGUAACAUCUGGUCUGUCUACAUUCAUGAGACGGUGCUAAAUAUCCCCAGAAACGAAGCUCACGGAAACAUGCAACAGGAGAUACGGGAGAACACUGUCCGCCAAUACCUGGAGAACGGAGCCCAGCUUCAAAACUGGAGUGUCUGGACUGCUUUGGAGACGUACCUUCAGUUGCAGGAAGGGUUCGGCUGGGAUGCGUUGAAGAAGGUCUACGCAGACUACCAUGAGAUGAAAACGUUCUGCAAUGACAUGGAUGGCAAGAUGAAUAUGUGGGCUGAGACCUUUUCCAAAGCAGUAAACAAGAAUCUGGCUCCAUUCUUCAAAGCCUGGGGGUGGCCCAUUAGUGACACAGUGACCAGCAAACUGGCAGCUUUGCCAGAAUGGAGCGAGAACCCAAUGAACAAGUAUACAUGUAACAUGUAACAUGCGCCGAAUCGUAAUCCUGCUUUUGGAAUUCGGAUAAUGUUUGUUCCCCCGUACAUGCAUGUUUGUUUUUUAUUUUCAUGUACAUUAUUCCUGUUUAAUGCUAGUAAACGGGAGCAGUGUUUGCAGGCUGUUAUCAUGCUUUAUUGUAGUUGAGACUGGACCUGUCAGAGCGGGCUAGGGUUAGGGAAAGUGGUCUUAAAAUUAAGGUUUUAGUUGAAAAUGCAUGGGUAUUGACUUGUGUGCAAAUAAAGAUUACUGUGCUACAAAAAGUAAGAGGUUGCAAAUAUUCCGAAGGAACAUAUAUUCUUUGACACCGACUAACUAGUUCUCAUGAGGUUUAAGAUUCUUAUACAGCAGGUACUCUGCAAACCUACAGGGGUCAUCAGAAUCUGCACAAACUUACUGUAAUUCUGCAAAGAGGCUGCAUGAAGUACAGUUAAAAUGAGUCAAUGGCUGCAAGUCACAGAAAUGUACUUGAAAUGCUGAAUUAUCUAUUGCAGAUAUUUUGAAGCAGGUUUUGUGGAAAUGUUUUGCAUCACCCAGUAAAAUAAAAAACGUUGCAUCAUAAAGUUGAAUGAAAGCUGAUGAAUAAUGUUACGUUAACAUUUUUAAU
Molecule: messenger RNA, 3451 nt
Organism: Acipenser ruthenus (sterlet)
Lineage: Eukaryota; Metazoa; Chordata; Actinopteri; Acipenseriformes; Acipenseridae
Product: TRPM8 channel-associated factor homolog
Exons: 10
Coding region: 88-2835 (915 amino acids)
Source: RefSeq, a predicted model, not a curated record